AAACUUCCGUACACUUUGCCCACACGUGUGUAUCGGCCACUCGUCUCAGGAAUGAAUCAGCUUACCAGAAGAAGGGUUGUACCAUGGAAAAACAGGAAAGAGUUUGAGUGUGUAUACAAUGAGGUGUUUGGAAAUGAUCCAAAGCUACAGGCACAUGCUGUGGGGAGGAUUGAUGUGUGGAGAAGCAGGGCUUUGCACAAAAUUCCUGUAGCCAUUGACAGCACAGCAGCCAUUGUUCAUGCCAAGCUUCACCACCAGGAGGCAGUCCAAUCAACGCAAGAUAGACAGCAAGAUAAUGAAAUACGGUCUGCCUACAGUCUGGCUCUUAUCAGAUUUGUCAAUCACAUUACAGAGAAGGGCCAGUCAGGAGGAUAUGCCCAGCCUGUCCAUGUACUGGCUAGCAAGUUUGGUGUGCCGGUGUGGAUUGUGGAUCUACGUCAUGACGCCACCCACCGACAGCUACCUCCUCUUCCCAUGCUUAUGACAGCAUGUGAUUGGGCACUGUCUUGGCUCAAGACAGAAUUUUGGAAAGAGCAAUUGAAUUCCAUGGCCCAAAAAAUUGAUCUAAAGACAAGCCAAGUCGCUCAAACAUUGGAUGUACGUGAAAUCGUGGAGAAAUAUCAGCAACAGAAGUUUCAGGAAAUAAGUGGGAAAAAAAACAAAGACAAAUCUGGUAAAAUUCUACAGGACUUGGAAAGAGUUCACUUUGAAAAUGGAGAAGAGUUAGUGACCUGUCUGGUAGACGACGGCUUUAUAAUUCCUACCCAAGAACAGCUGCUAGCCUUAAGGAUUGACUCGUCCAACUUGGACAUGGCGGACUGUGCUCUCCCACAGACGAUUAGCUUGUUCUGGAAACCAGUCCUUCAAUUCCUCCAUCAAUAUGAACUCACAAACAGCCUUUUGAUCAAGUUGGCCUCGAAAAUAACAACAAAAUCCUGUUUGCAGAACCAUAUAAUGUGUGGCUGGAUUCAUCAUAUAAUUUCAUCAAAUGAACAUGCAAAUAGCAGAAAUUCCUAUCGCAGUCCCACAAGACAAUAUAAGUGGUCAGAGCCUUUGACUUUUCGUCCUGCUCUUGAAUCAUUGGUCCAUAUUCCAUGUGACCACACCACUCCAUUAAUUAAAAGGUUAUUAGAUCUUGGGGAAAAGAAUGGGGAGUAUACAAAGACCCAGGCUUCAAUGAUAAAUGGUGUCAUGACCAGACUUCAGCCGUCUUUACCUAUAGGACAGGCAGCACCAAACAGACUGGGAGAGACUGUACCUAUAGGGCAAGGAGAAAUGAACAGAACAGAGGACCAGGAUAAAAACAUCUAUAAUGUUAAAGAUGUAAAAUCCAGGAAAAGGAAGUUAGAAACUUUAGAAGAUGACUUUCCUGUAAAAGUUAUGUGGCAGAUAUGUGAAGAUGAUGUGGAUUGGUCACAGGUACCCAUUGGAAUACUUCCGGGACAAACUUUGGACUACUUGACCCUGGACUUAUCAACAAACAUUGAAAAGAUUGAGAUGAACAUUGUGGACAAAAUGGAGGAAAGUUGCUGCGACUUUGAAUAUUCAACUUGUGAAGAAGAUAUCGAUGAUGGAAUGAUAUGGUUCAAAGAGACUUGCCAUCAGGAUGAGGGUAUUGUUCCGACCUCCACCUGGUCCUUACAGCAGAUGGUGGAGAUAAAACAGGGUGUCCGGCUUCUAUGACACAAAUGUGAUAAAAACAUUUCAGCAUGAUCAGACAUACAAAAUGUACUACUUCUGAACAGUGUAUUAUUAUGUAAUACUAAGUGCUUUUAGUCCAGAAUAAAAUUAUUUCAAAAUGCUGAGAGAAAAAAAA
Molecule: messenger RNA, 1816 nt
Organism: Mizuhopecten yessoensis (Yesso scallop)
Lineage: Eukaryota; Metazoa; Mollusca; Bivalvia; Pectinida; Pectinidae
Product: ribosomal biogenesis protein LAS1L-like
Exons: 14
Coding region: 52-1683 (543 amino acids)
Biological process (GO): maturation of LSU-rRNA; maturation of 5.8S rRNA
Cellular component (GO): preribosome, large subunit precursor; Las1 complex
Molecular function (GO): endonuclease activity
Source: RefSeq, a predicted model, not a curated record